Messenger RNA from Radiomyces spectabilis, 2879 nucleotides. RefSeq names its product kinase-like domain-containing protein. The coding region runs from base 35 to 2746 and encodes 903 amino acids. Gene Ontology annotation, molecular function: protein kinase activity; ATP binding. The record is from RefSeq and is a predicted model, not a curated record. Gene Ontology annotation, biological process: protein phosphorylation. Lineage: Eukaryota; Fungi; Mucoromycota; Mucoromycetes; Mucorales; Radiomycetaceae. The transcript has 12 exons.
CUGAUUUUUGUUUCGUUUUCGACCAUUCCCCGACAUGAGCUAUGGUCAUUCUGGCGUGAAGAAAAGCCGCUCGACAAAGAAAAAACCAUCCAAGCAUUCGACCACUGGCUAUCGACGUGCGAGUGACCCGGAAGUCAGUCAUGCCAUGGCCCUUAUGCUGAAUAAUGCCGAUCCAACCCAAGACAGCCAUUUCAUUACCCGAGUGCCUUUACCAUUACCCUAUUCACCGUCCGACUAUAUCCCAUCGCCUUCCAGUCCCAAGCAUUUCGUCGUUGACCGACCUUAUAUACGUGGUUUUCUUCGUUCCCCCGACGAAACCCCCGCACGAUUGCCGGGAAUGACAAGACAUCGGUCGCAAUCCGCCGGCGAACACGAUGCAAGACCGGCGCCAACCUCCUAUUUGGCUAUUGAAGAUACCACUUCCUCGGGGCGUAGCUUUGAGCUGGUGCCUUACCGCGAGUGGACCGUGAUUUCUCGCAACGAUGUGAGCGGUCAAAUAGUGCUCUACAACGCUGAAAACAAGAUGGUGACCGUUCAGCAGGCUUCGCCGGGAUCCUUUCAUCGACGCCUGUCGGCGAACGGUAGUCCGCCUCUGCCGAUGCAAACGGACGAAUGCCCUUUAUGCCAUCGACCCUUUACGUCGCCCUCAACCACAGAUAAUAUCAAUGAGCCUACCUUUAUGGAUCGAAAUUACUUUCGUUUAUUAGCAUCACUACCAUCAAGUACUCCAGCUGAAGAGACACCCAAGGAAUCGGAAACUGAGACGGAACACGAUUCGCCGCUGCCGCCAACCAGAGGUGAAUCUAGUCGCCCGGCGCCUUCAACUGCAGCUACCAUGCAUCUCAAGGCGGAAGCUUUCAAUCAGGGUUACUACAGACGCUUCUUUGUGGAAAAGAAAAAGUUAGGUCGUGGUUUCCGUGGAAGUGUGUAUUUAUGUGAGCAUGAGCUUGACGGUGUCAAAUUGGGUGUCUAUGCUGUAAAAAAAGUGGCCAUUGGAAAUAAUCAUCCUUGGCUGGUCAAGAUGUUACGCGAGGUGCAUUUACUCGAACGACUGCGGCAUCCAAAUAUUGUGAGCUACAAGCAUUCUUGGCUUGAGAAUGAUCGACUCACACCUUUUGGUCCCGAGGUACCAUGCUUAUUUAUUUUAAUGGAAUGUGCCAAUGGUGGGAAUCUCGAAGAGUACCUCGAACCCGAGGUGAGCUCCGAGGCGAACCCCCAAGCGAAGGAAGAGCCCAAGACAGCCAAACAACGGAAAAGAGAACGUAUCAAGCGUCAACUUCAAGAGCAAGAGGAUUACGAGCGGGAAACCCAAGCACAGCUGCCGAUCCAUACCCAAAAAAGAUUAUUGAGCUUACCGGAAAUUUGGUCUCUCUUCCUCGAUAUCGUGGAAGGGUUGGGUCAUCUGCAUGAGCAAAAUAUCGUGCAUCGCGACCUGAAGCCGCCGAAUUUAUUGUUAAAAUGGGAAAAUCAUCCUCGAGGACGUUAUGGCGCGCCGCACGUGCUGAUUUCAGAUUUUGGUGAAUGCGAGGAUCUUGAAGAGACCAUGGACAGCGAUCGCACAGGUGCGACCGGAACGCUUGAAUUCAUGGCCCCGGAGCACGUCAUGCUGAACCCUGAAGGACGAAACAAAUCGGAAUAUUCGGCGAAAGCCGAUAUGUGGUCGCUGGGCAUGGUGUUGUACUAUUUAUGUUAUUCGCGCUUGCCAUACGAACAUAUUGAUGAUGUGGACAUCUUACGAGAGGAAAUCCUGGCUUUUCGAGAGGUGAAGUUUCCAAAGUCGAGAUUUGACAUUUACAAUGGUCGAGAAAAAGAAUUGGAUCCCUCCAUACUUGAAUCCAUGCAAAGGCAGAAAAUUUCCUCGGAUAUACCACAAGAGCUCAAGAUAUUGAUUCGAAUGCUGCUGUCACUCGAUCCCAAUAAGCGACCUUCUUGUGCCGAAAUUUUGUCAAAGAUACGACACAUGCAACCGGCUCUGGAUAACUACAACCCCAUGUCGCCAAAAUGGUUUAGCAAAGGGUCACCCCGCAGCAGUUCACCCUUUGUGUUGUACAACGGUAAUGGGCCAUCGCGAGGCUCCUUACAAUCGCCAAUGAGGGAUAACGAUACACCGUCUGCAGAAUCAAAUUUUGCAGCCACUAGCAGCAAAUUGAAACCUAUUGGCGAUUUCAGCGAUACCGUAGAUACCGAGAUGUCAAAAUCAGACGACGCCAUGGACACCAACUCGGAUACGGAUAGAAGCAGUGAAAGCAAUGACAGCAGAACAUCAUCGAAACGACGCAAAGGUGAGGGCUCCAGUAAAGAUGCCAAGACCAAAAACGAGGUUCGCAAACGAAGGAAACGAGCGUCAAAAACAGCCGCAGGGGAGGAACAAGAAAAGCCUUUGGUUGCAUCACCGGAGUCCGUCAAUGUGACAAGCGAGAAAAUGGACACAGCGGAAGAAGAGGUGCCUUUGCUGUUGGCCCCUCAUCCCGCCGCCACUUCAAGGGAGAGACGUUGGUGGUAUACCACCGCCGAUCCACAGCUGUUAAAAGCAUUAAAGACCGUAACAGCUGUAUUGAAGAUCGGCACAUGCAUGUAUCCAUGCUAUCCUUACGCACCUUCGCCGGCAAUUCUGUAUCCUGUAACCAUAAUGGCUGUUCUGGAUUUUUGGAGUGAAAGGACAUCGCAUAGCUUGUUUUUGGUGGGUCUUCAUGUUGGGUGGGUCGUCAUGUUGGCUUUAAUCCAGGGCAGUGUCUGCGUUGCCUAGGUGAACAUUGAUUAUACUGCUGUUCUGUUCUAUUACUUUAUCACACGAUUGAUAUUAAAGAGGACGAUGAUCUGUUCUAUUAUUGUCCCCAUUGUUUACGGACUAUAUCAGUGUGCUUGUACAAAUAAAAAUG